Molecule: messenger RNA, 4934 nt
Organism: Diachasmimorpha longicaudata
Lineage: Eukaryota; Metazoa; Arthropoda; Insecta; Hymenoptera; Braconidae
Exons: 5
Coding region: 899-3781 (960 amino acids)
Biological process (GO): potassium ion transmembrane transport; stabilization of membrane potential
Cellular component (GO): plasma membrane
Molecular function (GO): potassium ion leak channel activity; outward rectifier potassium channel activity
Source: RefSeq, a predicted model, not a curated record
CAAUUCCUUCGCAAAAAUUUCAUCAUUUCCCCCUGAAUCCCUCCAUUUUUCAUGCCUUCACGUGAAUUACUUUUUCACCCUAUUAAGUCUCACGGGAAUACAACAUUCAGAUGAAAAAUGAAUAAAUAAUUCAUCUGCUGAAUAAGCUCUUUUUAUAGAUCCCCAACGAUUCCCAGAAUUACACCAAAAAUUUGCCUUCGACGAACUACAAACCGCAAAUAAAAAAACCUCAAAGACCCCCUAAACCCCAAACAAGUCGAUAAUUUUAUUGCAAAAUUCCCAACCCUGUCCCUCGUAUUGAAUCUCCCCAUCCGAGCAAAAUCCCCUCCCCCUCUCCCACUAAUUAUUCCCGCAUAUUUCUCCCCCCGAAAUGCGAAAAAAAAAUCAGAAGAAGAAUUCAAACAAAAAUUCGGUGAUCCCACGCGUUCCACUAUUUCGAGAAUCAGUGCGACACAUUACGUAAGUGGAAAAUACAGAAGUGAAAGAUAAAAGCGAAAGAUGAGCCAUCCAAAAAUUCAGUGUAAUUCGGCCUGAGUGACACCAUGUGCAAAUGAAAUUAUUCAUUUCACCCCCGACUGCAUCCUAAUAAUGGACGAUUAAGACCAAUGAGCGAGUGCUCAACGUUUUUCAACUAAAUAAAUCGUCUGUAACAUUAAAUCGGCGAGUGACAGUGGUCCAUAGGACCUCCCGCGAACGUCUCUCGCAAGAAAAUAAGAAGGAAACGAGGGUACGUGGUAGCGGGUGUCGAGUGGUGGGAGCUCGAGCUUUAUUUUCGUCCGCCUCGACGCAUCUCCGUGGGACACUGGUAAUGUUCCGUCGAACUGAGCUUUUGAGCAUAUCACCUCCGUAACCCAGUGUUAUUUCAUUAAUAAAUAACGAAGUAAAAAGUGUCAUCGCAAUGGAGGAGAGUUACGCGGUGCACAGACGUCGUAAAGCAGCGGCAUCAGCGAGAAAACGUGAGAAAACCCCGGAGGCACGACCGGUUGAUGAUGAUGUUGACGAUGAGGAGGAUACCGAGGCUAGGGAAGCUCGUGCGCGAAUGGAACGAAUGGUGGAGGACACAGAGCGUAUGGAGGCACUUGCCAAUGAGGCGCCAGAUAAACCGGGUGACAUUAUUGAUGACAACAAACCUGACCCGAUUACACCAACCAGGCAAAAUCAAGACAAUACAUUUGACGAUUCAAAGACGGGGGAAAUUGCUAACGAAAAUAGAAUGGAAUCUGUUAGACGUGUUCGAGACACAUCCAGAAGACGUGCCAAACGAUCGCAGGAGCGAUUCAGCACCGGUGGCUCAAGCGCUGAUGAUGAUAAAUCAAGUAAGAGCGAGGCUGAGAGAAAUGAGAGGAAGAGAGAGAAGAGACCGAGACGAUUGAGAAAAGAGUCGUCGAGACGAAGUGAUUGUAACGAUCCCACACGAUCGCCAAGAUAUACCGAACCGGUUCCACCACCCAGAGGUGGUAAAUCACCCGGGGAAAUGGCAUCUGAGACAGCCACAUCGCAUCGUAAACAUCAUUUUGAUGACUACAAUAAGACGAAGGGGAGUAAGUCAACAUCAGGGGAGACUGUCAGGUCGUCUCGGGAUGAAGAAGGGGGUGGGACACCGAGUGUUGAUAUUUCAUCACGAGGGGGGAAACAGACUGCUCCACUUGGCAAUAACAGCCUGAGGGAGGAUCUGACAUCACCAGGAGUCGGUAGAUCGCAGGGAGACGAAACAGUCACUUCGCGUCGUAAAUCAAAUCACUCGGAGGAUUCCAAUAGUCCGAAGGGGACUAAGUCGUCAUUGGAGACUGUCAGGUCGCGAUCGAGGAGGUCAUCUUGCUCGGAAGAUGCUGGACAGAAGACCAGGGAGGGUCUUCAGAGGGAGGAUGAGUCCGGUCUGGCGCAGCGCAACGAUGGUAGUGCUUCACAGGGAGGUGGGAGAGAUCGGGGGGAUGAAACGUCUUCCUCGCGUCGUAAACAUCAUUCUGAUGAAUCUAAUAAUGGAAAAGGGAGUAAGGGGACUUCGGAGGCUGUCAGAUCGCGAUCGCGAAGGUCGUCUUGCUCUGAAGAUCCUGGACAGAGGACGAGGGAGACUCUUCAUCGGGAGGAAGAGGCCAGUUUGACGCAGCGUAGGGGUAGCAUUCCUUCUCGUGGAGUCAAACAAAUUAUUCCUCUCAGCAAUGACAGCUUGAUUCAUGACCUUGAGAUAGCUCAACAGCUGUACGGAAGACGGGAGAUCGGUAUUUUGGAUGCCGACGGUGAAGACUACGUCAGUCCCAAGAUGGAGGCUGCUUUGAGGAGGAGGAAGAGGCACAAGAGCAAAAUUGAGGUGGGGGAUGUGCGCGGGGGUAAGGGUGAUGUCAAGGAUGGGGAGGAUGUUAAGGGCUCGUGGCUGUGGUCCUGGGUCAAGUUUUGGAGGGGAAAGAAGGAGAAGGUGGAUGUGCCAAUGGAUGACGUACCACCGGCGGAUGAGGCUGCACCAGUGGAGAAAAAAAUCGAGAAUAAGGGGGGGAAAGUUAAGGGAACGUCGAAGUUCCUGGAGUACGUCAGGAUAUCCUCGGAUUUGAGGGCGGAAUUUGGUAUUUACGUCGCCCAGAACACGAGGCAGACCGAUGUCCUGAGGAAACUCAGGAAUCGGUGUAUUGCUGAGUUGAUUAUCAUGAUUAUUUACUGCGGUCUUGGAGCUUUCGUUUUUCGAUUCACCGAGGGAGCUUUUGAACAGUUCUACAAGUGCGGGGUUAAGAGGGUGAAGCGGGAUUUUUUGGACAGCCUGUGGAAUUACAGUCACAAUUUGAGGGAGGACGAUUGGAAGAGCAUGGCUAGAAGAAAAUUGAAGGAGUUUGAGGAGCAACUCUAUGAGGCUUAUGACGCAGGACUUCAUACUUACAGUGGACAGAAAACCUGGAGUUUUCUUAAUGCUUUCGUUUAUUGUCUGACGGUUGUUACUACUAUUGGCUACGGUCACAUAUACCCUACAACGUCCACUGGCCAAGCGAUGACCAUAAUCUACGCAAUUUUUGGUAUUCCCAUGUUUUUAAUAAUUCUCGCUGAUUUCGGUAAAUUAUUCACCCGAGGGAUGAAGUUCCUUUGGGCAUUUGUGAGACGGGUGUACUACACGGGGAGUUGCCGAAGGGUCAGGAGAACUGCCCCAGUUCAGGAAGUGAUGAAGGGGGUUCAAUUGGUCUACGAUUUUGCGACAUUUCGUCGUCCCUCCCAGAUGAAUCCGGAGGAGAUUGAAGAGAUGAAUCGACAGACAGUCCCUCAGACAACGAUCAGUCUCGAUGGCAAUACACCACUACCUCAGCCUGAUACACCGGGCACACCAGCAUUCUCGGCCUUUGAAAUUGAUGAUGAGUUCAAUCUGCCAAUUUCUGUCGCUAUCACUCUACUCCUCGCGUAUAUAUUCGUCGGAGCUACUGCAUACAAUAUCUGGGAGGAUUGGAACUUCUUCCAGAGUUUCUACUUCGUAUUUAUAUCCAUGAGCACUAUUGGCUUCGGCGAUUUCGUACCAAAGCAUCCUAUAUACAUGAUGUGCUCUAUAGUCUAUCUCGUCUUUGGCCUUGCCCUCACGUCCAUGUGUAUCAACGUCGUCCAGGUAAUGCUGUCUGAUUCGUUCAAACAGGCGAGUCAAAAGAUAGGUGCCACCAUAGGUUUCGAAGUUGCGGUAGACGACGGAUCGAUACAAACUACUGCACCACCACCAGUUGAAGUUGCUGACGUACACGCAACGAUUAGAGAGGAUGAUGAGUACAAUGAGAAGAAACAAGCGCCCAAGGCUAAGGAGGAAGACGUCGAUUUGUAAAAUAAUAAAUAUUGGAUAAUUUAUGCACAUUCUCUUGGUAACACCUCUGAAUAUUACGAGCCAGCGGAAUUAUAUGUAGUGACAAAUUAUGUUAUUUAUUUAGAAACAAAAUUGGAGCUUCAAUUGGUUUGGAGAAAUUUUUUAAGUAUGUUUUUUCAAGGUUUUGUCUGUGCCAGGACAGUAGUUUAUUUGUUAUAGGGAUUUUUGCGAUUUAAUAGGAAAAUUUUGUAUUAGCUGACGUUAUGAAAUAUGAGGAGAGAAAAAUUGAAAUGUCCUGGGAAUUUUCAGUAGUUAAUUUUGGGGAGGAAUAUGAAAUUCAUAUUUUCCAUCGAAUUGCUAUUUUCGAAUAAUAAAAUUCGUUGAAUUUCCUGUAAAACUGUCUUACGAUGAAUAUUUUUACGAAAUAUAUAAAAAAUUUAACGACGAUCUGAGAAUUUCUUGGCUUAAGAAAUAGUUUUUUUAUCACAAGAUGAAAGAUUGACUAAAAAUACUAGCUUCGACCCAAUGAAUCAUGAAUCAGGGACUUUACCGCUGACUGAGUACAGAAUUCACACGAUGAAAACUCAUGAUCAAGUCCAGAAAGACGAUAAAAUCAUGAAUACUUAUAAAUACUCUGAAUUAUUAUAGGAUAGUUCAUUUAGAAAUUCCAGUUUCCAUUGAUUCCGCGAUCGAUUCGCGAUUUUUCCGCAAAUAUGCCGAGAAUUUCACAACGAAGUGAGAGUCUCGAGGCUAAACCGUUUCUUUUUAAUCAAGACAUCGAAGAUUAACUAAAAAUACUGGCUUCGCUCGAGUGAGCCGUGACUCAGGGACAUUUUUACUGGCUGAAUACAGAAUUCGCCGAUGACAAACGCUGAAAUUCAAACAAUAUUCAGAGAUGUAACCCACCGCUUCCCAACGAUUGUCAUAAAAUCACGAUCAUUUGCCCAGAUUUGUGGUGCUCGCAGACCGAAAAUUCACCGCGCAUUUCAGCGAUAAUUCGAGAUAAGCCUCGAAUGAAUAGCCAGUGGUCAUCACAAGAAAAACUAACGAGAUCCCCUCGCCAAUGAUCAAUAUCUUUGUGCAUUGGCGAAGGGAUGGAUUUUCAAAUGCAAAUAAAUGCCUACGCUGUCUACUGCUGGGAAAAUUUUGUGCCUUUUAAUAAAGAAUCUAAAAA